This is a messenger RNA of Frankliniella occidentalis (western flower thrips), 2356 nucleotides long. Its product is annotated as endoplasmic reticulum lectin 1. Gene Ontology annotation, biological process: endoplasmic reticulum unfolded protein response; retrograde protein transport, ER to cytosol. Lineage: Eukaryota; Metazoa; Arthropoda; Insecta; Thysanoptera; Thripidae. Bases 71 to 1669 code for a protein of 532 amino acids. The transcript has 10 exons. The record is from RefSeq and is a predicted model, not a curated record. Gene Ontology annotation, cellular component: endoplasmic reticulum lumen.
CAAAAGAACACGAAUCGGCAUUCCAAACGCAACGUAACGUAGCUCUUACCUGGGUAGAACUGUCACAAAAAUGGAUUCAAAACGGUUUUCGCUGUAUUCGGCAAUUUUUUUUCUUUCGGCGUGUCUUACAGAUUAUUGCAAGUGUUUUGAUUCUAGACCUUUUGAUGACACAAUUCUCUUUAAAAUUAAUUGGCCAGGACGUGGCGAUAUACCGGAGCUACCAGGUUCUGAAUCCAUGGUAGUAACAACAGAAAAUCAUGAAAAGUAUCAGUGUCUUUUACCAGAAAUUCAUGACAAGCCAAAGAGUGAAGCAGAGCUAUACACAGGUCCCAAUCCACUUCAUUUAUUAUUACCUUUAUUCAGACAAAGUACCUGCUCAUUCAAGCCUGAAUCUUACUGGACUUAUGAGAUAUGCCAUGGACGUUAUGUCCGACAAUACCAUGAGGAAAGAGAGGGCAAGAAAGCCAAAUUACAAGAGUAUUAUUUGGGCCGAUGGGAUAAGGACAUGAACCAACUGCUUCAUGAAGAACUUGAAAAGACUGAUGAAAAUGGAGAUAAGAUUUUCUUUUCAAAAGAUUUACCCACCAAGAAAAUUGAUGGUCUGAAUCUUCCAUAUUUCCAAAUCAAUAUGACAGAUGGUACAUUGUGUGAUUUGAAUGGAAAGACUCGUACCACUCAUGUUCUUUAUGUCUGUUAUCAAACUGGUAAACAUGAAGUAUAUUCUUUUAAAGAAACUUCUAUAUGUGAAUAUGAAGCUAUUGUUCUUUCUCAACUCCUCUGUGACCAUCCAAAAUAUAAACCACAAUCAACUAGUGAAAAUGUUAUAAACUGCCAUGCGCUGGAGGAGACACCCAAAAAACCUAGGAAUUUACUUCAACUGGAAGCUGAGAGCUUAAAGUUGAGACACACCAAAAUUCCUGAUGAUGCUCUGAAGAAAACUUAUGCAGUUGUUUCGGUUGAUGUUGGACAGGAUGGUGAGCAACGAGUCCAUGUGGAAAUUCUUCCCGUUGAAGUGCUAGACACUGAGGAUGCCCUCAGUCCACCUCUUCUUAACUCACGAACCCCAGCUGAUACCACUCCUGCUCAAGACUUUUUAUCUGGCAAGAAAUGUCUCACUGGGGGGUCCUCUUCAUGGUGGAAAUAUGAAUUCUGCUAUGGACGACAUGUAGAGCAGUACCACAUUGAUUCGACAACUAGCAGCAAGACAACUGUGCAACUGGGAUUUUUCAAUGCUGAAAGUCACAUUGAAUGGCUCAAGCAGAACCCCCACAAGCAACCCAAGCCUAAAGCGAUCCGAAAGCAUGUCUCUCACUUCUACUCCAACGGUUCACCGUGUGAUAAGACUGGUCGCCCCCGACACACCGAGGUCAAGUUAAAGUGCCCCGAUCAAAGCCCUAGCCCCGGUUCUGUUGCCCUGUACCUCAUGGAACCUAGAACCUGUGAGUACAUUUUGAACGUGGAGUCACAACUCAUCUGCGACCUACUGCCGCUGGCCGAUGAGCAUGGCCUCAUCAAGGUCCCCAAAAUAGACGACGAUGAGGUGACUGUGGCCGACGAGGAGGAUGUAAACCCAGGGGACUCGGCAGUCGGGCCGGACGACCGCACAGCCGCUGAGCAGAAGAGAACUCUAAGCAACGCGGACCCUUACCCCAUCGGCGGGAGACAGUAGACAACUUGUAUGUAAUUGAGGUAAACUUCUGUUUUUGUUUUUUUUGUUUUUUUGUUUGUUUGGUUUCUUUAUGUUUAGAUGGUUUAUACCGAAAUCAAAGACCUCCCAAAGUCUUAGAAGUGUAAAUUUACAAGUGAUUAUUUCUAACUCUAUUCUUACUCAAAGUGACUGUCUUUAAAUUUUCUUUUUUUGUGUUAAUUUUUCUGUAAGGGUGUAAGUAUUGUGUUGUGAGUGAUUAAUUUUGUACGUAACAUUCAUUGUUGCAUAAUUUUAAAUCCAUAAAAUAAUGUGUAAAUGAAGUGUACAAACAUUGUGCUAGGUUUUCUUUGAAUGUCCAGAUGUAUAUAUUUUAGAGUUGUGCAGUAUGAAGUGUUUAGAUUUUGUACUGUUAUUUUUAGGGCAGGUUGAUGAUAAAAUCUUUUUACUGCUUGUGAUAUACAAUACUUUGUAAACUUGUGAUGUGUAUUGAACAUUUGAUCAUCAUUUGAUGCUAGGUAGAUUUUACCUUUGUUGCCUUAGGUACUGACCUUUUCUAGUUUUCUAAAGCUCAAAGGUUAAGAAAAGGUGCACUGUAAAUAAAUAAAUGUGUUUUUGCGUAAAGACACUCUAGUUAUUAAUAAUUGUGUGUGGGAGUUAUCGGUGAAAUAUAAAUCUGUUGUCUACAAAUAAUAAAAGUCUACACUUGCA